AUUAAAUAUUUUGCUUUUUAGAUGUCUUUGAUUUGUUAGAAAGGUGUGGAACAGCAUGAAAGCCAUUUGUACUUUAACCAUGAAAGGAAGAUUGUUACUACUUAAGUUUACUUCAGUGACAAAUUGCUUUCGACAAAAUUCAGCCCACAGGACACAAACAUGAUCUUGGCCACACCUUGGCAUUACUUGCUGGUUUGCAGCAUUUAUUUCCCUGUCCUUUUCUGAAACCCAUUCAACAUGGAAUCAAACAAUGGCAUCUCUGGCAAGAAUCCUCCUAGAUACACAAUGAAAAAAUAUUUCUGAGCUUUGCAGGUGAUAACACAAGUGCCACACAGUGAUGUCAGGGCCAAAGUCACGGUGCUGUAGGAUGGCUUUAGUGUUUAGAACCGUGGCACAAUUAGCUGGUAUUUUGUUAUCCUUGCUGGGAUGGGUUUUAUCCUGUCUUACAAACUAUCUGCCACAGUGGAAGAACCUCAACCUGGAACUAAAUGAAAUGGAGAACUGGACGAUGGGACUCUGGCAAACCUGUGUCACCCAAGAGGAAGUGGGGAGGCAGUGUAAGGACUUCGACUCUUUCCUGGCUCUGCCUGCUGAGCUCAGGGUCUCCAGGGUUUUAAUGUUCCUGUGCAAUGGGCUGGGAUUUCUGGGCCUGCUGCUGUCUGGAUUCGGCCUGGACUGUCUGAAGAUUGGGGAGAGUCAGCGAGAUCUCAAGAGGCGACUGCUCAUGCUGGGAGGGACCUUGUUCUGGACAUCGGGGAUCACAGCCCUGGUCCCUGUCUCUUGGGUGGCCCACUCGACGGUUCAGGAGUUCUGGGAUGAGACCCUGCCAGAGAUUGUCCCCAGGUGGGAGUUUGGGGAAGCCCUCUUUAUGGGCUGGUUUGCUGGAUUUUUCCUUGUGCUAGGAGGAAGUCUGCUCAGCUGUGCAGCUUGCUCUGGCCAAGCUCCUCUAGCUUCAGACCACUAUGCAGUGGCAGAGAUGCAAGAUCAUUGCCAAAACCUGGAGAUGAAAAGCACCAAUCUGAAAGUCUAA
This is a messenger RNA of Nycticebus coucang (slow loris), 1030 nucleotides long. Its product is annotated as claudin-22-like. Bases 338 to 1030 code for a protein of 230 amino acids. The transcript has a single exon. Gene Ontology annotation, biological process: bicellular tight junction assembly; cell adhesion. Gene Ontology annotation, cellular component: plasma membrane; bicellular tight junction. Lineage: Eukaryota; Metazoa; Chordata; Mammalia; Primates; Lorisidae. The record is from RefSeq and is a predicted model, not a curated record. Gene Ontology annotation, molecular function: structural molecule activity.